GGCUGGCAGUGGGGUGGAGCCCCAGGUUGGGGAGGAGCGGGUUUUUCCCGUCUCCCAUGAGGUGAUUCACAGAGAGACUUCAGACUUUGGGGCCUUCUUGCUCAGCCCCUGAGUAGAUACCUCAACCGGGGCUGCCGGACCCAAGGGGUGCCCUGGGAACGGUUCUGCCGCAUGUGAUGAAAGUGUCUGCUCUCAGGGAAGGCAAAACCAUGGCUUCCCCGCCCCGGGAGAUGGAGGAGGAGCUGGUCUCUGCUGGCCCGGAGCCAGGUGACCCUCGGGCCAAACCCCCUGUCAAGCCCAAACCCCGGGCCCUGCCUGCCAAGCCAGCUCUGCCUGCCAAGCCCAGCCUGCUGGUGCCUGUUGGGCCUCGGCCCCCCCGGGGUCCCCUGGCAGAGCUGCCUUCUGCACGGAAGAUGAACAUGCUGGCGGGACCCCAGCCCUAUGGUGGCAGCAAGCGUCCCCUUCCCUUUGCACCAAGACCAGCAGUUGAGGCCUCUCCUGGAGAAGCCACCCAAGAGACUGAGAAAGAGGAGGCUGGGAGAGAAGAGAUGCCCCCCUUGACACCCCCGGCUCGAUGCGCCGCUCCGGGGGGCGUGCGGAAGGCGCCUGCCCCCUUCCGUCCAGCCUCGGAGCGCUUCGCAGCCACCACGGUGGAAGAGAUCCUGGCCAAAAUGGAGCAGCCUCGCAAGGAGGUCCCUGCCAGUCCUGACCGCCUCUGGGGCUCCCGCCUAACCUUUAACCAUGAUGGCAGCUCGAGAUAUGGCCCCAGGACCUAUGGCGUGACUGCAGGUCCCAGGGAUGAGGAUGGUGGGACCUUCUCCAGGGGAUGGUCCCAGGAGAGGCCUGCAAAAUCUACAGAGUGCCUGGAAGAGCACAGCCAGACCCCCAAGGAGAGGAGCCCCACUUCGGACCGGCCCUUCAAGGGGGACCUGGCUCAGCCGGCCAGCUCGGAGCCACCUACCAACGUUUCCAAGUCCUGGGUCCCCUCAAGUCCAGGUGCCAACUCGGAGAAUGGAGGCUCUGCCAGCCCAGGCCUCCCUGCCGAAGCCUCAGGCCCAGGCCCUGGGCCUUCCCGACUUCACUCACUCGUUGAGAGCUUUCCCCGCCACUCUCAGCCUCCAGAAGAAGCCCAGAGCCCUGCUGCUUCUCGGCCUUCUCCCUGCCUUCCCGUGACUCCAGCAUCCCUGACUGUGGCCCUGCCUGAGGAGGGCUCUCGUCAUGCCCCUAGCCCAGAGCUCCCUGCUGCCGAGGUCCCAGAGGCCCCCAGCCCUGGCAGCUCUCCCAUGGAGAAGGUCUCAGGGCGCCACAGCCCAGAGCAGCCUCUAGCCGCCUCGCCGAGGCCCCUGGUAGAUGGGGGCGAGUUCCUGGAUCUCGAUCGGACGUUUCCAUCUGCUGAGGAGGUGGCCAGGGCUGACGGAGACCUCCGCCCCGCCAGCCUGGUUCAGCGCCGAUUUUCUGAAGGUUUGCUCCGGCCACCCGGCCAAGACCAGGAGAAGCUGGGGGGCUCGCUGGCUGACCUGCCCCAAACCCAGGAGAGCCAGUCGGCCCUGGAUCAUCGUCCCUUUGGCAGUGGGACAGAGUCCAACUGGAGCUUGUCACAGUCCUUUGAGUGGACCUUCCCCACUCGGCCUUCUGGUCUAGGGGUGUGGCGGCUAGACUCUCCACCCCCUUCCCCCAUCACUGAAGCCACUGAGGCUGCGGAGGCUGAGGCUGCGGAGGCUGGGGCUGAGGAGGCUGGUGACCGGGCUGCAUCCAGCAGGGAGGGAGUGUCCCAGCAGGGGCGAGGGGCCCAGUCAGCUCCAGAGGAGCCGGAAAGGCCUGGUUCCUGGGUGCAGGCGGAUGAUCAUGGCAUCUACCCAGUCCAGAAGGGUGAUGGGGAAGGUCAGCUUCCGUCCUCGGCUGGUCCCCUUGAUCCUGCACCAACAGCAGGGGCCUCACCUGAAUCAGCCUUGCUGCAGGCGGAGGAGAGGUGCGAGGAGCGGCAGCCCCUGGCUGGACAGGAGUCCCUGCUGCCUCUGGCCACCAGUGAGGCCGCCCUGCCUGUCUUGGAGCCGGUCCUGGGGCAGCAGCAGCCAGCACCCCCUGACCAACCCUGUGUCCUCUUUGCUGACACUCCUGACCUCAGGCAGGCAUUGCCUGCCAAAGAGGAGGCUGUGACCCUGGCCCGGGCUGAGACCACCCAACCCAUGACAGAGGCUCAAGACCCCUGUAGGGCGUCCCCCGAGCCCGCAGGCCCUGAAAGCAGCUCCCACUGGCUGGACGACCUCCUGGCUUCGCCACCACCCAGUGUUGGCAGUGUGAGGCGGGGAGCUGGAUCUGAGCUGAAGGAUGCACAGACCCUAAGUGCCUGCUCUGAGGGACUCCUUGGCUGGGCCCAGAAGGAUCUACAGACUGAAUUUGGGGUUGCAGCAGACCCACAGCCCAGCAGUUUUGGCCCCUCCAGCUGGUCCCAGGACAUUUCUCAGGACUAUGGCCUUGGGGGCACCUGCCAUAGAGGGGACCCAGGCCUUGGAGAGAGGGACUGGUCCAGCAAAUGUGGGCAAGGCAUGGGGGAAGGGAGCGCCAGGGACUGGGCUGGCAGGUGUGGCAUUGGCCAGGAGGACAUGGAGCUGGGCAGUCCAGAUGGCAGUGGAGCGUCUGCCUUGGGGGGGCUCGCGGCCCAGGACUGGGUGAUUGGAAAGCCAGCCCAGCUCGGCACUCAGCAGAGCCAGGAGGCGGAUGCUCAGGACUGGGAGUUCAGAAAGAGGGAUUCCCAGGGCACUUACUCCAGCCGGGAUGCGGAGCUCCAGGACCAGGAAUUCGGGAAGAGGGAUUCCUUGGGUACUUACAGUGGUCGGGCUGGGAGUCUCGGGGACUGGGAGUUUGGGAAGAGAGAUUCUUUGAGUGCUUAUGCCAGCCAGGAGGUGGACGAGCAGAGCCAGAAAGUAGGGCAGAAGGACCAUGUCUCGGGCAGGUACAGCAGCCAGGAUGCCGACCAGCAGCAGUUUGGGAAGAGAGAUUCUUCACUUGGCACCUACGGCAGCCGGGGGGCAGAGCAGGACCAGGAUUUCGGGAAGAGUGCCUGGAUGAGGGACUACAGCAUCAGCGGCAGCCCCACGGCCCUCAGCCCCCAGGACAGAGGCUUCGGAAGGAGAGCCCUGAACAGCGGGUUCAGCCCGGAGGAAGCUCAGCAGCAGGAUGAGGAGUUCGAGAAGAAGAUUCCGAGCGGCGGAGACAGCCCGGGCGAGGCCAGCCGGGGUGCAGGCCAGCCUGAGGAGAGGGAGUCAGGGGGCUUGUUCAGCCCCAGCACCCCCCAGCUGCAGGAUGGGGCACUGGCACAGAGAGACCAGAGCAGCUGGCAGAGCAGCGGUGCCAGCCAGGAGGUUGGAGGGCUGCAGGGGCGACCGCAGGCAGGGGCCCAGAGCCCAGGUGCUGCUGACCAGGAAGACAGAGAGGUGGGGCAGCGAGGCUGGGCUGGUGACUUCAGCCUCGGUGUUGUCCCCCAGCCAGAGGUGCCCUUCAGCCCAGGGCAGCGAGACUGGAGUGGUGACUUCUGCGUGGAGGCCGCCGAGAGGUGCCAUCAGUUUGGCGUCAUUGGCAAUGACCGACUGAGUGGUCUUGGCCUGAGCCCUUCUGGCAAGAUGGAAGGCGGCCACUUUGUGUCUCCUGAGAAGACCUCGGCCGGGCCCAUGGACUGGACUGACCAGCUGGGCCUCAGGAACUUGGAAGUGUCCAGCUGUGUGGUUUCCAGCGGCUCGAGUGAGGCCAGGGAGGACACCGUGGGACAGAUGGGGUGGUCAGACAACCUGGGCCUGAGAGACGUGGACCUGGCCAGCCGUUUGGAGACUGGAGGGUCCGAGGAGCCCCGGGGGAGUGGGGUCGGGGAGAAGGACUGGACUUCGGACGUCGGGGUGAGGGCCAGAGAUUUGGCUGGGGUGGGGGAGGCAGGAGGCCACAGCCAGGCCAGAGAGAGUGGCGUGGGGCAGACCGACUGGUCAGGUGUGCGGGCUGGAGAGUUCCUUAAGUCGAGGGAGCGAGGCGUGGGACAGGCAGACUGGACAGCUGACCUGGGGCUGAGAAAUGUGGCUGCAGGGGCUGGCUGCAGCCCCAGGGAGCUUGGGGUGGGCCAAGUGGACUGGGGCAACAAUCUGGGUCUGAGGAAUCUGGAGGUGCCAUGUGACCCAGAGGCCGGAGGUUCUCAGGAGCCCCGGGGAUGCGGAGUGGGUCAGGUGGACUGGACCCAGGACUUGGGGCUCUCUGGGGCCCCGAGUGAAGCCAGGGAGCGCGGGGUGGGGGAGGUCAGCCAGCACCCAGAGCUGGGCCUCAGGGAAAAUGGCCUCUUGUGCACUGGCCUGGAGGCCAGAGGCCCUGUGGAGGCCCGGGAGCUGGGGGUGGGCGAGACAAGCGGGCCAGAGACCCAGGGAGAAGAUGACUCCUCCCCUUCCUUGGAGACCCUCCCUGAGGACCGCAGAACGGAGACGGGAGAAGCCCCUGGCUUCGGAGCCAGCCCUGGCGGGCGCCCAGCCCGCUCGCCACCCUCGGGCUCCCAGGGCCUGCUGGAGGAGAUGCUGGCUGCUAGCAGCUCCAGGGCUGCGGCCCGCUCGGAGUCAGCAGCUUCCGGCCUCAGGCGACUUUCGGAAGAGGAGGGAGCCAUGGCAGGUGCUGACCGAGAGGAGGACUCUCUGCCCUCCUGGAGGCCCCAGCCUGAUGGAGAAGCCAGCCGGACAGAAGAGGUGGACGGCACCUGGGACCCUGCAGGGACUGGGCGGGGAGAGCAGGGCCCGACGAGGCCCUCUCGGCGGCCCCCGCAAGGCCCUCCUCUGAGCUCCCCCAGUCAGGACUUCUCCUUCAUUGAGGACACCGAGAUUCUUGACAGUGCCAUGUAUCGGAACCGUGCCAACCUGGGGCGCAAGCGUGGGCACCGGGCCCCGGCCAUCCGGCCCGGUGGCACCCUGGGCCUGUCAGAGGCGGCCAACUCGGACGCACGCCUGUUUCAAGACUCAACGGAGCCACGAGCUGCUCGUGUGCCGUCUUCGGACGAGGAGGUGGUGGAGGAGCCUCAGAACCGCCGGACACGGAUGUCCUUGGGCAGCAAAGGGCUGAAAGUCAACCUCUUUCCUGGCCUGAGCCCGUCAGCUCUGAAGGCCAAGCUGCGCCCCCGGAACCGCUCAGCUGAGGAGGGGGAGCCGACGGAGAGCAAGUCAAGCCAGAAGGAGCCUGCGGUCCAGCGCUCCAAGUCCUGCAAGGUCCCGGGGCUGGGGAAGCCCCUCGCGUUACCUCCCAAGCCAGAGAAAUCCUCAGGGUCAGAAGGAUCGUCGCCCAACUGGCUGCAAGCCCUGAAGCUGAAGAAGAAGAAGGUCUGAGGAGUCACCGCGGUCCUUCCCAGCCGGCAGUCUCAGGCAGUGCCCGUUCCCGUGGGGUCCCCAGCGAGGAGACAGCUGGAGCCUCCCCAUGCCCCAGGCUGCAGCCUCUGUCCCCCUCCACCUCUGAGGAGCGUCUGGGGAGGCACAUUUAUGCACUUUGUGUCACCUUCCCGACUCCCCCGUCACCUCCCCUCCCAGCCCGGGUUCCCUCGUUAGUGGUCGAAGGUUCUGGUCCCUCCCCCCUCGCGCUCUCUUCCCGCCUCCCUCUCUGCUUCUUCCUCCAGCCUCCCCUGGGUUUUCUUUUGAUACCAAUUUAUAGCAUUUUUUAUAAAAGCCUUUGAUUUUUGUAAUAGGUGGAGCCCAGCUCCACCCCGGGUCUCCCUCCGCCCUACCAGGUGCCCCACAGAGACCAAUCACAUUUUGCCACUUAAAAUAAUAAAGUUUUUUGGGAAUUGGU
This is a messenger RNA of Pteropus alecto (black flying fox), 5799 nucleotides long. It is a transcript of the gene CNOT12, whose product is annotated as tankyrase 1 binding protein 1. The record is from RefSeq and is a predicted model, not a curated record. The transcript is spliced from 12 exons. NCBI's taxonomy places the organism in Eukaryota, Metazoa, Chordata, Mammalia, Chiroptera, Pteropodidae. Gene Ontology annotation, biological process: cellular response to ionizing radiation; double-strand break repair. The coding region runs from base 177 to 5342 and encodes 1721 amino acids. Gene Ontology annotation, cellular component: nucleus; heterochromatin.